Fukomys damarensis (Damara mole-rat) is the source of this 2265-nucleotide messenger RNA. It is a transcript of the gene Rit1, whose product is annotated as Ras like without CAAX 1. The coding region runs from base 13 to 597 and encodes 194 amino acids. Gene Ontology annotation, biological process: Ras protein signal transduction. Gene Ontology annotation, molecular function: GTPase activity; GDP binding; calmodulin binding. Gene Ontology annotation, cellular component: plasma membrane. NCBI's taxonomy places the organism in Eukaryota, Metazoa, Chordata, Mammalia, Rodentia, Bathyergidae. The record is from RefSeq and is a predicted model, not a curated record. The transcript is spliced from 5 exons.
UACAAACUGGUGAUGCUGGGCGCCGGCGGCGUGGGCAAGAGCGCUAUGACCAUGCAGUUCAUCAGCCAUCGAUUCCCGGAAGACCACGACCCCACCAUUGAAGAUGCUUAUAAAAUCCGGAUCCGUAUUGACGAUGAGCCUGCCAAUCUGGACAUUUUGGACACAGCUGGACAGGCAGAGUUCACAGCCAUGCGGGAUCAGUACAUGAGGGCAGGAGAAGGCUUCAUCAUCUGUUACUCCAUCACGGACCGCAGGAGUUUCCACGAAGUCCGGGAGUUUAAGCAGCUUAUUUACCGAGUUCGGCGCACGGAUGACACGCCUGUGGUUCUCGUGGGAAACAAGUCUGACCUGAAGCAGCUGAGACAGGUCACCAAGGAAGAAGGGUUUGCUCUGGCCCGAGAAUUCAGCUGUCCCUUUUUCGAGACUUCUGCUGCAUACCGCUACUACAUUGAUGAUGUUUUCCACGCACUUGUCCGGGAAAUACGUAGGAAAGAAAAGGAGGCAGUCCUGGCCAUGGAGAAAAAGUCUAAACCCAAAAGCAGUGUCUGGAAGAGGCUAAAGUCCCCGUUCCAGAAGAAGAAGGAUUCAGUCACCUGAGAGGGUGCGGCCUGUCCACCUGUGCACUGCAGGGCUUGAGCCUGCAGUUGAGCCUGUGGUGCUGCUCGUCCUCCUGCUACUGACUGUGAUUCGAGGGACCGGCGAGGGGACGGGGUGUGGCUGCGAGGAGCUUCCAGUGAUGGGUAUUUAAAGUACUGUUUCUUAGUUGAUUCUGGUUUCUUAACCAGCAGAGCACUGUCUGCUCUGCAGCGGUCACAUUAGUAUUCGCGCUGCCCUGCUGGGUCCUGCUGCCCACACGAACCCACGUCGUUCACACCCGGACAGUGAGCGCCCGUGUGUGAGCAGGUGCACAGUGGGGCCUGCCGCCUCGCCUGCCCUGCGUGCCAGAGACCACGAAGAUGCCCGGUGGGUGUGAGUGGGAGGGGCCUGGCUUUUCUGAGCAGCGCGCAUGGUGGGGCUCGGGGGAGUGGGGGGACUUCAGGGUUUGCCUUUCUGUCUCUGCAAAUGUAAACGCUUGGCAGCCUCUGGCUUGCUGACUCUUGUUUGAACCCUUAGCCGGGGCAGCCCCCGCCUUGGGCAGGGAGCUCGCAAGGAUGGAGGCUUCCAGUGUCCCUUCACUUUCUCUGUGCUCUUAGAGAAGUUAGGCCCGGCAAUGUGGUGUUUAGGGCCUCGUCCGACUGACUGCAUCUUCAUGCAGAGGAGAUACCACAAGUGUGACUAAGUUAUGUGUGCGCCUCCUUGACCUCCAGAGUCACUAGGCGCAGUGUUCUAAGGGAGCAGGUGGCUGGGCAUGGUGGUGCGUGCCUGUAAUCUCAGCACUGAGGAGACUGAGGCAGGAGGGUGGCCAUGAGUUCAAAGUCCCGCCUGAAGCACAUAGUGUUUCAAAAACCAAAAAAGAAAAGAAAGCCUGUGUUUUUUCAGUUUAUUGGGUCGGUCUUGAAGCUUUCAUGUUCACAUGGAGUUUGUAACCUGAAGAUUUCCUUCAAAGGACCUUACAAAGUUCACCUCAGGGUUGAGUGAGCCUUGACAAAGUUUAGAUCAAGAGAAAACCAUGCGGCUCCGUGUACGUUUUGGGGAGCUGUCAUCCUAGGGAGAAACAGCUCUGAGUCGGUGGCGAGUGCCUGUGGGCUGCACCUGUGUGUGGAGAGUGCAGCAGGAGGGUGGACAGCGGCUCCUGUCACCAAAGCGGCUUUAUCCACUUUCAGCUCAGGGGACUUGCUGAGGCAGCCCUGAAAAAGCACAGGGCUCAACUGGCUCUUUUCCAUUGUGGUUAAAGGCAGGAAGAUGGGGCCGUUGUGUUCUUCUAUAUAAAUCAGUGGUCUAGGGCCCAGAUUUAAAGAAAGGCAAGUGAUAGAACUUCUUUAGCUCUGAGUAGUGGUCCCUUGUGAAACUCCUGAACACUCGGUAGCAGAUUAGUCCCGUUUCUGGUGCUCAAGCCAUCCAGAAGUGAAGGGUGACCAGUUGAGUCCACGGGUCUCACGGGAGCCACGGUACAGGGAGGAAGCACGAAAGCAGAACAGAAAUGAGAUGCCAUUCCACUGUGACGUUACCCCUCACUUAAACGGGUUCAGCGCCGCAGCUCCUCCCUACUGAUGACCUAGGGAACUGUCCUUAGCACCCAGCAAGGAAGGUUCAGCUGAAUACACACACACACACACACACACACACACACACACACACACGCAAGGAAGGUUCAGCUGAAUACAC